Messenger RNA from Dromiciops gliroides (monito del monte), 1546 nucleotides. It is a transcript of the gene CRADD, whose product is annotated as CASP2 and RIPK1 domain containing adaptor with death domain. The record is from RefSeq and is a predicted model, not a curated record. Gene Ontology annotation, molecular function: death domain binding; protease binding. The transcript is spliced from 3 exons. NCBI's taxonomy places the organism in Eukaryota, Metazoa, Chordata, Mammalia, Microbiotheria, Microbiotheriidae. Gene Ontology annotation, biological process: regulation of apoptotic process; signal transduction. The coding region runs from base 137 to 736 and encodes 199 amino acids.
GCUGGCCCCUAACAAAGAUGGCCACGAGCACUUCCUGUUUGGGGUUCUUGCCUCUAACAAAGAUGGCGGAUGCAUGACAGGUUACCCCAGAGCCGGGACUCAAGGGGUCGCUUGCUGAGGGCGUGGUGUCUGCAAGAUGGAGGCCCGAGAUAAGCAGGUUCUCCGCUCCCUUCGGCUGGAACUGGGUGCCGAAGUCCUCGUGGACGGACUUGUUCUUCAGUAUCUCUACCAGGAGGGGAUCUUGACAGAAAACCACGUUCAAGAAAUCAGAGCCCAACCCACAGGUCUCCGGAAGACCAUGAUGCUGCUGGAUAUCCUUCCCACACGGGGUCCCAAGGCCUUUGACACCUUCCUCGAUUCCCUGCAGGAAUUUCCCUGGGUGAGAGAGAAACUGGAGAAAUCCCGGGAGGAAGUCGUCCGAGAGAUGCCCACAGGUGACCAGGCAUCUCCGAUUCCUCCCCAUAUUCUGAAAAGCUCACCCUCUGAUCGGCAGAUUAACCAACUGGCCAGGAAGCUGGGCCCCGAGUGGGAGCCCGUCGUCCUGUCCCUGGGUCUGUCACAGGGGGAUAUCUACCGCUGCAAGGUCAACCACCCCUACAACGUGCAGUCGCAGAUUGUGGAGGCUUUUGUCCAAUGGAGACAGAAGAAUGGGAGCCAGGCGACCAUCCAGAGCUUACAGAAGGGCCUGGUGGCUGUAGACGUCGACCCUUCUGUGCUCCAGCACAUGUUAGAGUAAACUCCUUUGUCAUCACUUUCCAAGUUCCCCAAUGAAUCCAUUGUGCUGAGUCAUUAGACGUGUCUGCAAGGCAGGUGUCUUAAAGCAUUUCCUUAAUUAUCUGUAGAUGAAAUGGGAUGAGGGUCUCAACUUGACAGCUUACUUUUAAGACCAAACCUCUUAAGGGAGGUUAGCUGUUUACUGAAAUAUUCAUUUUUUUAAUUGCAUGAGGCAAUGAUUGAUUUUGGACUCAUUGAGAAAUCACUGGGGUUUUUUUUUAAUGCCAUAUUCUUGCAACAAACGUAGAUGCUUUCUCUUCCAGACAUACUCUUUAAAUUGACUGAGAAUGGAACUAUUAUCCUUUAUAAUCAUAACAUUACCAUUAAUAAGUGUUACUUUCAUCAAUAAAAAUUGACUUGCUAUAUAUAACAAGUCCUUCCCUAGAGGUCAUUGUUAAUUAUUAUUAUUAUUAUGCUGCUUAGACUGAAUAGGUUAGGAGUGCAAAAUCACCAUAGCUAAUGAGGCUUCAGGAGAGUCUGUGUGUUAUAGUAGAUAAAAUGAUGGCUUUGGAGUCAGGAAGACCUGGGUUCAAGUCCUGUGUGACCAUGGGCAAGUUACUAAAAUCUAUCAAUUUCUACAGGCAGUUCUCUAAGAUCAUAAAUUUCAGAGGAGGUACUAGCCUACCUCGGUUCCUACACACACACACACACACACACACACACACACACACACACACACACAAAUCACAGAUCUGGUAAAAAAAAAAACACAUUGCUUUUCAAGUGGAACAGAUAGCAUUUAUUCAAUCAAUAAACAUUUAUUAGAUGCCUA